AUUUUUAUAUGGAUUAGUGCACAGCGAGAUUGAAAGCCAGUGAAUAUGAUAUUUCUCAAGGAUCUUUGGCCAAGUGUAUGCUCCCACUUGGCAACAUUAACAAUCACCAUCACUUUUGCAGAUGUACACCUAUAGACAUAGCUUUGAUCAGAAGUUAACAUAUAUCAAUCAUAGGAUUGAAUUUCAUGGUAAUUAAGGGCUUAAAACACUUUUUUAAAUACUCUUUUUCCAGGGUAAAAUGAUUGUACAACAUACAGCUUUAAUUAUUUAAAAAGCAAGAAUUAAGUGCACAACCUUGAAUUGAUUGGAUUUUCUCUAAUCCAUAUGCUUUGAUAAAAAGUAGAAACACAGGCUCAAAUAUAUACAUACACUCAAAGCGUUUACUAAGUGGUGCUGAAUGUUCUAAGAUGUCUAUCAAAUUGACAAAGCCAAGGACUAUUAACUUCUUGUUACUGAUCAUGAUUAACUGCAACUGGUAGCUUCUCUUUGCAGCAUAAAAAAAGGAUUUGUUUGACAGCACUCAUUGGAUUUACCAAACUUCAGAACUAUGGGAAAGUCCAAGAAAAUCAGUGAAGAUCUAAGAAGGAGAACUGCAAAUUUACAGAAGUUGGGAAAGUCUAUUGGAGCAAUUUUUAGAUGACCACAGAAUCCAAGAUAACCAGUUAAAACAAUCGUAUGUAAGUACAAGUUAUUUGGCUGUGUUACCACUUUGCAAGGGUCUGGAAGAAGACCCAGUGUCAUGAACCUCAAUUCACGCACACAAGUGGGGCCCAAAAACAAACUCAAUACACUUCAGUGCGAGCAAGUACAAGUUUUAUUAUUCAACCAAAGGUGACCCAGAAUAACCAAGGGAUGUGAGAGGCUAAUUGCAGAACUGAAGAAAACUGGCAUCACAGCACAGGGAGGCUGUGAUCAGGACCGUAGAAGGCUGCAACAGAAAGGGGAAAAGGUUACUAGUGUGCAGGGGAAUGGAGACACACAACAAGGCAGGGCUAGAGCAAUCUGGCUUACGAUCAGAGCCAGACUGUGGGACUCGGAGGGGAAGUGUGUCCGUGGGAGUUCAAACCAAGGAGGCGGAGACGAGAUCAGGUGGUACACUCUGAGAUCCAAGCAGACAGGAGGACAGGCAGGUCGCAGGCACAAAACGCCGGACAGUAACCUGAACGUUCACAAAGCUUUGCAGGGAGCCAAGUUACUACUGAGGGGUGACUAAAGGACUGGCGUGGAGCAGCUGUCUGUGCAGGGUUAAAUAGUCCUCCUGGUAAUCGCCUGGAAUGGGAUGCAGAUGUGAUGGUGACAGCCCAACCAGAGGGUGUGGCCACUGAGGCAUCCCAAACAUUCCUCAGACACAGAGCCACAGACCAUGACACCCAGAUUGUCGUCAUGAAAUGGGAUGAAAUUGGUGAGGAUAUUCAGGAACUGCUGGAACACCAGUGUCACUGUUGACUGUGAAGUGAAUUUUGCACUGCCACCUCCUGCCGCAGAAUUACUACUUUCAAACUGAAUCUGAAGGCUUCCCAAAGUGGAUGGAAUAAUAAAGAAUUCAACAUUUUUCAAUCUGACCUCAAAUUAACAGCUGGAUAGUUGAAACUUGCACCCUCUUGGGUGUUCCAGAGGAUAAUGAUCCCAAACACACAUCAAAACCUGAAUAGAUAAAGAGGACUAACAUUAAUCUUCGGGAACGGCCUUCGCAAACUCCAAAUUUGUGGACUGUGUGUGUGCGGACCACAUGGGUGUCUUACAUCCUCGAUCUUCUAUAUUUUGGACACAUGGGUCCAGACUGUCAGACUUCCAUCCCUCUUAAUGAUAGAGUACCCUUCCUGGAGAUCUGCAAACCUCGUUUACCCACAGGUACAGAACAAGCAGACAAACUUCCCACCACUCCUCGUCUCAUUAAAACAUAUCUACCAGUCCAGUUUGUACCACAGUCAUUCUGGCAGCAGCGCUGCAGGAUAAUCUAUGUGGCCCGUAAUGCAAAGGACAAUGUAGUGUCUUAUUUCCACUUUGCACGCAUGAACAGUGCCCUGCCAGAACCAGGAGACUGGAGCUCCUAUCUGCAGGAGUUCAUGGAGGGGAAGAGGGCUUUUUGGUCAUGGUAUGAUCACGUGAACAACUGGUGGGAGAAAAAGGAGACUUAUUCAAAUCUUUACUACAUGUUCUAUGAAGAUUUGAUUGAGGACUGUGGACGAGAAAUAGACCGACUGUGUUCCUUCCUUGGUUUGUCUCCGUCAGUUGAAGAGAAGGAAAGAGUCAGAGCCAGUGUGACGUUUGACAGCAUGAGACAAAACAAGAUGACCAACUACUCUGAUGUCAAAACUAUGAACCACAAGGUGUCUCCUUUCAUGAGAAAAGGAAAAGGUGGUGAUUGGAAGAACCACUUCACUGUGGCCCAGAAUGAAAAGUUUGAUGAAGACUACAAACAGAAGAUGAAGAAUCCCGAUCUAAAGUUUCGGUUUGAAAUUUAGAGCCCCCACUGGGUGUGAC
This is a messenger RNA of Oreochromis niloticus (Nile tilapia), 2484 nucleotides long. RefSeq names its product cytosolic sulfotransferase 3. The transcript is spliced from 7 exons. The coding region runs from base 1770 to 2465 and encodes 231 amino acids. The record is from RefSeq and is a predicted model, not a curated record. NCBI's taxonomy places the organism in Eukaryota, Metazoa, Chordata, Actinopteri, Cichliformes, Cichlidae. Gene Ontology annotation, molecular function: sulfotransferase activity.